This is a messenger RNA of Brassica rapa (field mustard), 2466 nucleotides long. Its product is annotated as CLAVATA3/ESR (CLE)-related protein 2. The record is from RefSeq and is a predicted model, not a curated record. Lineage: Eukaryota; Viridiplantae; Streptophyta; Magnoliopsida; Brassicales; Brassicaceae.
UCAAAAUAUAACAUAUACGAAAAAAAUCUAAAUUUAAUUUUAUAGCUACUUUGAUUGUUUAAUUUAUUUUAAUAAUAUAAAAAUUAAACAAAAAAUGAUGGAAAAGAUAUAAAUUGUUAUAAAAUCUUUAUGAUUAGAAGCAUUAAUUGUCAUAUAUAUAUAUAUUAAUCAUUUAUGGUAAUUUCGUAAGUUUUAUUUAAGGAAAGAAAAUAAAAUAGUAAUUAUAUCUAGCGGAACAAUCAUAAAUGCUUCUAUCGUAAAUAUCAUAUCAUAUAGUUUGACCAACGAAUGUAUCUAGCAGCAUAUACAAUUCGAAUAUGGACCUACUUGUUUUUCAAUUGAAUGUAAUUGACUACCUAAUUGAGUGACACCUAAGCAUGAAGUCUUUUUUAAUUAAUACAAAAUUGAGAUUAUAAGUUUUCAAAUGUUUCUCCUUUAAUAUAUAAGGGAUUCAAAGCACCAAUUUAUUUUGCAAGUCGCAAGAGACUUCCUAAGCUGGUAAGUUGGCAACGUACAGAUUAAAUAUGAGUAUUAUACAUUUUUUUUUAAUUUAUAAGAUAUGAAAAUAAAAUCAAUUUUUGUUUGGUAUAAUGUACAGUGUAUUGAUUUUAGAUUUACUUAGUUUUUAACCAAAAAUCAUAACACUAUUUUACUUAUUAUAAAUUUGUGUAUUUAACUUUAUAUGGUUUGAAAUCAAAUUCUUUGAAAUAUAAAUCAUCAAUACCAAUGCUCUAGUAUUUUAAAAUAAUAUUCGUUUUUCUUAUUUAACUAUCGAGAUAAAAAUAUCUAUAAUCAUUUAUAAAAGUUAUAAUCAUUAUCUAAAAUAGUAAAUGAUAAGAAAAAAAACUAUUAGCAUUUUUAAUAUUACUGAAUAAAUAGCAUUAAGCAAAAUGAUACAGCCAACCACAAAAUUUUAAACCCAAAUAACUUUUUUGAAUUUUAAAUGUCAAAAAUAUAUCAAUAAAAUCACUUAUAUUUAUAUAUUAACAAUUAUGUUAUAGAGUUUACAUAUAACUAUAAUACGAUAUUUAUAUAUUUUUAAUUUAGUUGUUAUUUCUUCAUUUUGUUGGUUUGAUUGUUUUAUAACCAAACCAUAUACAUAUAUUGUAGUUUCUUAAGCCUAAUAUCCAUACUAUUUAAACAGUAUUAUCAAAAUCAAACUAUAUUAUUUUUCUUUUUGUUGGAUUUAUAUAUUCUCUGUGUGAAAAAACCGUCAUCGGUGACAACUCACGUUUGCACUUGCCAUAGGCACUCAAGCCCUAAGGUAAGCUUAAACUAUCCCCACUACCACUACUAGAAACCCUUCAAAUAAAUCUCUAUAAGUAGAAACCCUCUGAGAUCUCUUCUUUCCUCAUAUACAUUCAUACACACACCACAUUAACUACUUCAACUGCAAUCUCUCUCUCUCUCUCUCCCUUUCUAUUGUCUUUCUAUAUAUAGAAACUAGGUGCAGUAUCUUGUCAUUAUAAUGGCUAAGUUAAGCUUCUCCUUAUGCUUCUUGUUGUUUCUUCUGCUAGCCUCAGUUGCCACCGGAAGCCGCCCUCUUGAGCGGACUCCAGUCGUGGUGAAGGUGAGAGAGUUAAGCACUUCUAUUGAGUGUACAAGCCCAACUGUAGCAGAUGGUCAAGCUUCAGGGGGCAGUGGCAGUCAGGUAAAAACUCCGGAACGUUUAAGCCCAGGAGGAUCGGACCCGGAACAUCAUUAGGGUUUCCUUUAAAAUUGAGAGUUGUUCUCAUUUUCUUCCAGAUGUGUAUUUCUUAUUAUCAAUAAUUUGGUUGCAAUGAAUCUGUUUUUUUCCUUUGUCAUAAGAUACGAAUACGUGUUUGUAAGAUCAUUACAAAGGUAUAACAGUUGUAUUGAUCACACAUAAUACAUUAUUCUAAUUUCCUUAUCGUACGUUAGAUAUUGAAUUUCGCUAUUUUACGUUACAUAUUAUAUAUUUUGUUUUGCUUUGACUGAGAUAAGGACCGUAUCAUUAGUAUCCUUUAUUUUUUGGAACACGUUUUUCUUUUAGCUCUAUUACUUUUUGCCUUUACGAUAUAUAUAACAAUGCAAGGGAGGUUGAUUUAGAUGUUCCUGACUUUGCGCCUUUACAAUAUAUAUAGCAAUGCAAGGUGCGAGCCCGCCUUAUGAUUAUAUCGUGUUUUAUGCUGAUUGUGACUAGCAUGUUGAAAAGCAAAAGUAAAACGAACAAGUAAGUUGUAACUUCUAACAAAAAAAAAAAAUCAAGCAAAUACGUAUUCUUUCUUUGUUUUUAAUCGAAACACAGUAGAAUGGCUUGAAUGUACAAUUUACAUGUGGUCGAUUUAGAUUGUCUGGGCAUAGCAGAUCAUUAAGCCGCAUUUUAAUUGAUGGCGAUUAGCUUAUCAAAGAAAGGAUUAAACAGUUGAAGACAAUGAUUAAAACAAACAAAUUCAAGUUACAUAUCUUAUAUUCACCUCUGGAUUCUUAACUGAUAGGAACCUU